This is a messenger RNA of Triticum aestivum (bread wheat), 1422 nucleotides long. Its product is annotated as GDSL esterase/lipase At5g55050. The transcript is spliced from 4 exons. The record is from RefSeq and is a predicted model, not a curated record. Lineage: Eukaryota; Viridiplantae; Streptophyta; Magnoliopsida; Poales; Poaceae. Bases 38 to 1186 code for a protein of 382 amino acids. Gene Ontology annotation, molecular function: hydrolase activity, acting on ester bonds.
CAACACACCAAGAGAUAGACAUUCAGAGACCAUCAUCAUGAUCAUGAGGUGCAAUAUUAAUAGUAGUCCGGCCAUGAAGGGUUUUGCUGCUAGGCUUGUUAUGAUCUCCAUGCAGGUGUGGUCGCUCAGUGCGGCCGCCGCCGCCGGACCGAGUAGCAAGAUGGUAAGGCUGGUGCCGGCGAUGUACGUGUUGGGCGACUCGACGCUGGAUGUCGGCAACAACAACUACCUGGCGGGGCCGAACGUGCCCAGGGCCAACAUGCCCCUCAACGGCGUCGACUUGCCCGGCGGCGCCCGGGCAACGGGGCGGUUCAGCAACGGCUACAACGUCGCCGACUUCAUCGCAAUGAAACUGGGACUGAAGGAGAGUCCGCCGGCGUAUCUGUCGCUGGCGCCACGCCCCACCGCCUUGGUCCUCAGCGCUCUCGCCGCCGGCGUGAGCUAUGCUUCUGCCGGAGCCGGCAUCCUGGACUCCACUAACGCCGGGAACAACAUCCCGCUGUCGAAGCAGGUGCGCUACUUUGGGUCAACCAAGGCGGCAAUGGAGGCCAGGGUGGGCGGCGCCGCGGCCCGCGUCCUGCUCUCGAGGUCAUUCUUCCUCUUCAGCGUCGGCAGCAACGACCUCUUCGUGUUCGCGGCGGCGCAGCCAACAGCGGGCGACGUCGCCGCGCUCUACGCCAGCCUCAUCUCCGGGUACUCCGCCGCCAUCACGGACCUGUAUGGCAUGGGCGCGAGGAAGUUCGGGGUCAUCAACGUGGGGCUGCUGGGCUGCGUGCCGGCGGUGCGGGCGCUGAGCGCGACGGGCGGGUGCAACGACGGCCUCAACCUCCUGUCGGCCGGGUUCGACGGCGCGCUGAGGUCCCUCCUGGCCGGCCUCGCCGCCCGGCUGCCGGGCCUCGCCUACUCCCUCGCCGACUCCUACAACCUCACGCAAGUCACCUUCGCCAACCCAGCAGCAUCCGGGUACGUGAGCAUAGACAGCGCGUGCUGCGGGAGCGGGAGGCUGGGAGCGGAGACCGACUGCCUGCCUAACUCCACGCUGUGCGCCGACCACGACCGCUUCGUCUUCUGGGACCGAACGCAUCCUUCGCAGCGGGCCGGCGAGCUCAGCGCCGCCGCCUACUUCGACGGAGCCGCCGGCUUCACCGCGCCCAUCAGCUUCCACCAGCUGGCCCGCAAGAUUUAGCUGGCUAGCUAGGUCGGCGCUCCACCUCCACGCGCGGACGAUGCAACUAGUGCUAGCUACCUAGGCUGCUACUCGUGCACGCCGCGUUCAUCUCUACUUAUAGAUAAAGCUACCACGAUACGAAUAUUCCUUUGUAAACUACUGUACUCUCUCUGUCUGGGUGAAUAAGUCAUCUUAGGUUGUUCACCGCAACCAAGGUAAAGAAAAAAAGAGAGAACUUAAUGUUUAUUUGCUAA